GGGUCGGAGGGAUGGCUGGCUAUCGGAGUCGGAGCGGGGGAUGCUCUCGAGAAAGAGGAAAUAUUUCGAUGAGCGUCGACUUUCUCGGAAGUUUUCACAUUGAAGAAUUUCAAGCUGGUUUCACAAGUAUUGAAAUAAGAAGGAAACGACUCGUCAAAUAGUGUACUGUUUACAGGGGUGAGCCUCGUGCUGUUAAAAGUGAAUGCGGGAGACUUAAGUUGUUUGUUUUUUUCGUCGGUGUUUACAGCGCUCACCUUCUGGAGCAGAGGUUGGGGUUUUUGUAGCCACAAUAAUUGGAUUAUAACUCGUCGUCUAAACCCUCAGUUCUGAGGGAUCGAAGCUCGGAUUAACAACCCUUGAACAUACCUUUUUGAAAUAUGUCAUGCUAUUGUUUGACAAAAUACGUUUGUCAAAAUAUACACAUUGGCAACAAGUGGAUUAAAGUUCGAAGGAUAACAAAAAUAUUAAUGACCAGUUCAACAAAAGGAUACAAUUGAAAAUGAAUGAAUAUAACUAGUGCUUAAAUCGUUACAGGAUUCUAAAGUUCAACGACUGAAUUCAAACACAUGUGGGAUGGGAUUUCAACGCUGAUGAUAUUAUCACAUGGACAAGGAAUUGGAGCUUUCUUCGGGUCGUCUUAUUGCUUAUUUAAUACGCGGCAGACAGAACGAUAAACGAGUUUCAAGAGAUAAAGCUUCCCUAUAUCUCUCUCGGUUUCCUGCACGUGCAAUCGCAGGCACCGUCCCCAGAACACCCCAAUCACAGCUGCAGAGAGAACGAUCUACGCCAUACCAUUCAUUAACCCUGAUGCCCCCAAAACAAAGGCCACUGUUGCUAAUUAGGUAGAGGGACGGGAACCCGAGUUCCGUCCUAUAGCUCCAGUGCCAGGACCCGAACGUGUUCUCAGUCAACAUUAAUGAAAACAAGCAUAUAAUGCGAAAAGAAAACUGAGUAAGGAAUGCACGACAACUGCCAGCUUCGUAACGGUGUAUGGUGAUAUUCCAAUGAAGACACUAUGAACUGGCAAAGGUAUAACUACAAGGUGCGACUGAGGGACGAUAGCUCCUGGAAGAGGCAGCACGCUCCGUGUUCCCGCCCGACUCCACCAGUGCUCAAGUCAAAGGGUGAUGUAAAUGAUGAAGAAAUCUAUGAUGAUGGGACGUCAAUCACAAAUAUCAAAGUAUUGGGAGUGAAAGACAAGAUAGCCAUGUUUGGUCCUAAACCAACCGUGGGUAGUAAACCCAUGUCGCCAGCGCUUGCCAAAUUUCAUGCCAUGCGAGAGGAGUCUGGUCAAGGAGGCAGCAAUGGGGGGACUCCUUCCUGGAAGAAACCUGCCCCACCAAAAUCCCCUGAACCUUCACCUGCCAACAAGGCACCCCCGGCAUGGAAGAAACCAACGCCAACUUCUGUGGCGGAUAAGAGUGAACCUAGCAAGACUGUGACAACUCCUUCAUGGAAGAAACCAACGCCAACUUCUGUUGACAAGGAUAAGAAUGAACCAAGCAAGCCUGUGACAACUCCUUCAUGGAAAAAACCAACACCGACAUCUUCGGACAAGGAUAAGAGUGAACCAAGCAAGACUGUGACAACUCCUUCAUGGAAGAAACCAACACCAACAUCCGACAAGGCUGAUGAAAACAAGACAGCCCCUCACACAACCACUCCUUCUUGGAAAAGACCUCCAUCUGGACCGGAGAAGACAACACCAGCUUGGAAGAAACCGACCCCAACAACGGGCAAAGACUCUCAACCAGAAACCGACCAAAACCAAAAUGUCACCAAUGUUCCUGCAUGGAAAAGACAAAGCAACAAAGUUAACAUUCCGGGUAAAUUUGGAGGUACGAGUCCUUCACCUGAGGUGACCAUUGAGGAGAAGCCCGUCAAUGGGACUGCUACAAAACCUACAUCACCAUCCUCACCCACAACCAAAUCAUCAGAGUCUGAUUCGGGGCAGAAGUUCGAUCCAAAGGCGUUAUUACGCCGUACAAGUACGGGGGAUACGACUCCCAAACAAAUCACUUUCAAUCAUCCACGUCAACGAUCACCAGAUGUAACGUCUCCAUUCUCUCCUGGAAAUACACCAAAGAGCCCCUCUUCCAACAUUCCUAAGCAUGUAACACAGUCAAAGACUAUUGUGAUACGGAAUGGCGAUGGUAAAAAGUAUGAAAAGUUGCCAAAGUCAUCAAUAAUUACCACUGACCUCAAACCAAUCAAACCACUCAAGCUACUUGGCUCAAAUGUGAAGGAUAUUAUAGCAGAAUACAUAAAAGCUUUCGACGAAUAUAAAAAUGCCAAUGAGGAGUUGUAUGAUGAUGUUGGCAACUACAUCCAGGCACCCGAAGAGCAAGAAGUAUAUGAUGAUGUGGCCAACACCAUUGAACAUCGAUCCAGUAACAGGAAAUCUAAAAGGCCUGUGUCUGAGAUUGCCGCGAUGACGGAGGAGGAGGAGAUGAGAGAGUUUGGAUCAGCUGGGUCAGCCUCAGCAUCUGGAGGGUCAGCCUCAAUCUCGGGGGGAUCUAUGGCAGCACCAGUCACAGAGGAGAUAUACGAUGACGCAGAGCAAGAUGAGCUGUACGAGCCACUCCCAGAAGAUGAAGAAAUUCAAAAACCUGAGGUGGUGAUUCCAACAAAGAAAAUUCAAAAACCUGAGGUGGUGAUUCCCAAAAAGAAGUUGGAGAUCAGCGCUCAAGAAGACAAGAAGGAACUAGAGAGGAAAGCUAAGGAAGCUGCAGAAAAGAAAAAGAAAGAAGACAAAGAAAGAAAAGAGAGGGAAAAGAAAGAGAAGGCAGAACAAGCAAAACUUGAGAAAGAGCGAAAGGAAAAGGAGAAGAAGGAGAAGGAAUUGAGGAAGAAGUUCAAGCUGACUGGAGAUGAAAAGAAAUCCGCUGAGGGAGUAGUGAGAUCAAAGGCUAAGGGCGGGAAGACCGAGCUGGCAGUGGAGACCGGUGAGAUUCUGGAUAUCAUCCGGAUGACCGAAAACCCAGCCGGGAAGUGGCUGGUUAUGAACAGAGAAGGAACAUAUGGCUAUGUAGAAUCAAAGAACAUCGACAUUGAAGAAACCGCGAUUAAAAAGGCAAUGAUUGAGUACAUAAUUCGGAUUCGACCUCAAGACUACUACCAGUACCGAGAAACUGCGAUGAAAGUAGUAGAUACCCCCAUUGCUAUGGAGGGGGAAUUUGGGCAGGAAGAAAUGUAUGAAGAUUUGGAUGAGUUUCAAGCGGAAUCGGAAGAAAUUUAUGAAGAGUGUUCAUGAUGUCCCCCUUUGACAAGAUACCACAGAGGAGGACACAGUCUAUUGUGAAUAUGUAACAACAUUGACUCAAGGGAGAUCACUCUUGCCUCAAGGGAGAUAACAAUUUGUAUCACUGUCAACAGUGCUAUUUUUGUACAGCAUAUAUGCUGACCAAAUAUUCAUGGAAAAUAUAAGCAAGAGUUUAGAUUCAUUGUCAUUUUGUCCACAAUCAAAAGAUACACAAAUGUCAAUCAUUUCUAAUUGUGAUUGUAAAUGUAAAUUUUCACUACUGUUACUUUGAAAUUGGCCAGUGUGUAGAGCUGGUCCUUGCUCCUCAUAACCAGCUGAUGAUCCACUGUGAUUAGCUGGUAGCCUUGUCUUCGGAGAUGUCGAGAUUGCUGCUGUCUGUAACACUACAAUAUUUUAGGCAUUAUAGUCACAUUAUGGUUAGGUUAAUUUGCAUGGCAAUAAGUGUUACAUUUGAAAUGUCACUUGGAAACCAUUCCAUUUUUUGUUUUACAUUUUUAAGUUUAUUUAAUUUUCUUAGUUCAUGUUGUGAGUGAAUGGAUCAAAUACCUGUAUUGUGCAAUCAAUCAACAACAAUAUUCCAGAUAGGCUUUCAUGUGAUGCAGGAUCUCCAUUUAUAAGAAAUGCAAGGAUGUAACCAUAGAAUUUUGUAUUAAGGAUGAAUUGAUAUACCGUAUUCGACCCAAUAAGCGCCCAGGGCGCUUAAAAUAAAGACAGAAGGGGUGGGCGCUUAUUGGGACCAAUUCAGAGUCAAAUUGGCGUAAAUUCAUCAGUAAGCCUAUUGAUAUUCUUCUGUUGCUGGGGGGCUAGAGAUUAACUGUUACUUACGUUUUACUGGUGAACAUCUCCUCAUUAACCAACUACAAAAGAUUCUUGACUGUAUGUAAAAAACAGGUGAGUAAAUCUCAUCCGGGAAAAGGGGGGGGGGGGGGCUUAUUGGGACAUGGGCGCUUAUUGGGUCAAAUACGGUAACACAAUUACCCCUAAGUUUUGAUUAUUAUUCUUAAAACUAUUUAUUUCUAGUUCUGCUUAGUUUUCUUGUCUGCACUGCAUCUAGUUUAUGUAUAAGCAUCCAUUGACAUAGAACUUCAUUGUUUUGGUUACAAUCUUUGGUCUGUUUCAAACGGCACUGACUACAAAUGUAAAUAUAUAUGUGUACAUAUCUGAGAGCAUGUAAAACAAAGUCGUACCAUCCAUGGCGUGUUGAUGUCGAUACAGUUCAUAAUAUGUUGCAAGCAGUAGUGAGACAGGUGCCGACCAUCUUGUCCGCCAACAUGCGGGGAGGUUUUCUUUCUGUAAAUAAUCGGCCAAAGAAAUGAUUUGCUCUCUUUUUAUGAUUUCUCGAUUUUUUUCAUGCUUUUGGAUGCCAACACAACCAAACCGCGAAGUCCACAGGGAUGAUUAAGUGGUUGGUCUUAUGGUUCUGAUAUACUGUAAAUCUUGUAAUUAAUGCGUCUCCAAAAGAAUGCGACCACUGGACCCUAGCCAAAAAUGCAACUCAAGAUGAAUGCGACACCCCCUCCUCUCAAGCAUCACUGGAUUUCUAUCUAAAGAUGUCCUCAGUCGGGUUUAGAAUCCUCACCUUAAUCCAACCUUACAUUAAUCCAAUCACACAACAAAUAGCAACGCUUUUUAGCGCUGAGUAAAGUACUUCCGCAAAAACAAUGCAUGGGCACUGGCUCGUGUCGGCCUUUGACGCAGUCACAAACAACUAAGGGUGGUGUCUGUCUGGACUUGCAGGUGUGAUCAGUGAUGACAUAAGUGAGUAGAACACUUGUCUUGACCCUAGCAGUGACAAUUCACAGGAUGUGAUUAGUGUUUGAAUGACAUUGUUUAUAUACUUUAUAUACAAGUGCUGCUCAAUAAACAGUGGUGUGGAAUACAUCAGCGUAUGUCUAAGUUGGUAUUUUUGGUAUCCAAAAUGUCUUAUUGUUGAUAUAAAUGCAAUGUUUAAAAAUGCGAGCAAAGACCACUCGCAUUUUUCGCAUUUAAUUCACGCUCGCGUUAAUUUCAAGAUUUACAGUAGUCGUUUGGUGCCAUAUUUCUAGAAGAUGGUAUCUGUGUACCAGCUUCAUUUAUAGUAAUAUAUAUAUAUAUAUAUGAUAGCCUCUAUAUCAAUCUCAUUAAAAUCAGAUCUUAGUUUUCGCUACUGCUAACCAAAGAUCUGAGGACAUCCCAUUACCAGUCACGUCAGAACGACCUUUCGCGAAUUUUGAUCGACCAAUGAAAUGACUGACAAGAAACCGACAUUGGCCAAUCAGAAGUCAGAUCUGAUUUAAAUGAGAUUGGUCUCUAUAUGUAUGCAAGAGUUUGAGCAACUGUUUAUGUUGUAGUAUGGAUGUUUGGAACAGAUGUACAUAAUUACCAUAGAUAUUCGGAUGAUUUGUGAACUCAGACAAGGCAUUUAUGGCAAUUUUUUCUUGGUUAAUUUUGAAACACAUUUCCAAAACUUUUAGCAAUACUUCUUCCAUGAAGAAACAUUUGACUAUAAGGAAAUAGAGCAUGGAGAUUCAAAGUAAAAUUAAAUGAUACCGGUGUUUGUAGUUUUUGAAAAUAUUACAGGUGAUUAAUUUUUUUUGUUUGUUAAGGAUCCACCGACAUAAAGAAAAUAGCAAAAUAAAAUUUAAAUGACGUUCUUGAUAUAUUUUUUUAUAUACUGCUGAUGGUAUAAGAAAAGAAAUAUGUUAAAAAUAUGUUAACAUGAAAUAUCACUCAAUUUAGUUUUUGUUGAAAAGAGGAUUUAUUGCGAAAUAUGAAAUACAUGGUGAAGUGUUUACCAUUUAAGUUUGAAGCGAUGUAGACCUAUAAGAGUUACGGCCCUUUGAUAUUUGCCAUCUGGAUGUGGAGCCGGAAACUUGCAAAAUUCAUGUGCCUUGUGAGUGCAGUCGAGGGAUAUUAAUUCAGGAAAUACAUGUUCAUUUAGAGACAGUUUUUGUUUUUUGGCCAUGGAAAUUUUAAGAACAAAACAAACACCUGUAAACUGACUAAAAAUAUGAAUCACCUUAUAGAAGCAAUAUUUUGGUUUAGUAGUGAGAUUCACAUUUCUGUGCUUAUGCCUUGGGAUCAAUAUACUCACUUCAAUAAUAUGCAAUACCAAGCACGUUUUUGUUUUAAUUACCCACCUAACUUGCUUAUGGGCUAACGUUACAUUUAUUGUGUGUUCUUUUUGUGUAAUUAGCAUAAUGAUUAAUCAAUUCAUUAAUCAAGAGAAUGUCUGCUUUUUCCUGAUUCAUGAAGGAGGAACUUAUUCCUGAAUUAACAAAUGUAAAACUACUUACUGUAUAUAUCUAGCUUUAUUUCCUAGCUUUAAUUGUUAGAUUACCAAAGUCUCGUGUGUAUUACUUCCAAGGGACUGGCUUUGCUGUCUGCUCUUCUUUCCAACCCAGUCUUGGUUUGUUCCACAUAGUGAUAUUAGUAGUUCUGAGGUGAUCGUAGCUCCUAUACCUUAACAUCGACUUACUGUUGUCGUAACGCUACAAUGAUGGUGUAAUUAGUGCUGUGUGUCAUUAUCUCUGUGUAAGGAAAUGAUGUGUAACUGUUUGGUUGACGUACAUGACGUUUAGGUUGCUUAAGACGGCAGUGUUUAAGACAUGACUCAAACGUGUUAGGAAUACCAACUCGAUGUCUCAUUAAUGAUAUAUUGGCUUCUGAAACAUGCAUUGCAAUGUGAAUAAAUCAAUUCAAAUCUUUUUCACAGAAACAAGGAAUAUGGUCAGUUGUGAUCAGAGUUACUGCCCUUCAUUUUCCUUCUUUUUUUUUUAUAAUUUGAACCAAUAAAUUAUUUUUUUCCUUUAUUAAGUCACAGAAAACACAAGUCAGAGUUAGAUUGACAAAAAAAAUUCACGAUGUUGCCUUUGAGGUCCGGGUAGUCCAGUUGGUAUCUGGGCCCUACUCGGGACCCAGCCACCGAGUACCCGAGUUACCCAUCCCAGCCCUAGAGGAAGCAGUUAUGGUCUGAGAGUGUGGAGUCCUACACAAGACCUGCUAGUUGAUGAUAUGUAAGGGCAGGAAAUCAAUGCAAGACCUUUCUGAACGUUUUGUGUCCGAUGUAAAUUCAAGCUAUUUGCAGUGUGUGGAUACCCAUCUUCAUCAUGUCCAAAAAAUUCACGAUGUUGCCUUUGAACUGAGUUCUCCAUCUUUACCAAAAUCUGGUCAACCAGAAUCUAGACUUUCUUUGCACUAGGGUCCUUCACUCGUUAAAUCUCUACAUUUGGCAACCUAUGUGAACUGUCACCUUAAUCCAGGAGUACUGUUGGGUGUGUCUCUUCACAAGGUUGGUCACAUGUGGCCCAGUCGUCUAAGGUGCCGCAAUUCGCUGUGCAGAGUUGCGUCCCUUGGGCACGCCAGACACCUAUGAUUGUGGGUUCGAAUCCCCGUUCUCCCUGAUUAUGUUUCUAGGUUUGUCAGCACCAUACCCGUGCUCGUUGGUUUCACCGAAGUAGAAAACAUCUAAGACCUGCCUGCAUCACAUCAGGCUUUCUUCCCACAUUGAGCUGACACACUGUGAUAUAACUGGAAUACUGUUAAGAGCGGUGUUAAACCCAAAUCACUUAUUCACUCUUCACAAGGAACACAUUACCUCACAAAAGAUUCAUGAAUUUCAAUUUGCUUGGGCUGAACUUUUUAAAUAGUUUUCAAUAUUAAUUCAUGUCAUUUUUUAGCAAGUUAUGGAUUAAUGUAUUUUUGAACCACUAAAAAACUUUAAUUCUUACUUAGGAAUUAUAUGGAGGAAUGAACAUGAUAUAAUUGAUUUUAAUAUGCUAACUUUUGAUUGCAAGUGCUCAUUUUUUGUUUAUCAAUUAUUAUUUGCUCAAUUAAAUCAUUUGUUGUUAUGCUAAUGAUUACCUUCAGGAUCAGAGGAAGUAGGGCUGGGAUGAGUCCAAAUUUACAACCUGGGUACCCGACCCCUGAUUACCCAACCCUUCCCGGGUAUGCACUGUAGGUCUUAAGCUUUACCAGAGUCCAAAUUUACAACCCGGGUACCCAACCCCCGAUUACCCAACCCUAUCCGGGUACGCGCUGUAGGUCUUAAGCUUUACCGGAGUCCAAAUUUACUACCCCGGUACCCGACCCCCUAUACCCAACCCUAUCCGGUUACGCGCUGUAGGUCUUAAGUUUUACCAGAGUCCAAAUUUACUACCUGGGUACCCGACCCCCGAUUACCCAACCCAAUAUUGGUACGUGCUGUAGGUCUUAAGUUUUACCGGAGUUCUGGCAAAAUUAAAGCUGCUCAGAUACAUGCACAAAAGUUGACAGAAGCUGUAUCUACUCAAACAAAUAAAAGUCAGAAGGAAUGCAUCCACAGUCAUCAAGAAAUAUGAAUAUUUAGCAACUGACCUGUGAAGAUCUGGAGUAGAGUAGGUCUUCAGCAACCAGUGCCUGCCGUAAAAGGCAAUAUGCUUGCCGUAAGAGGGGACUAACGGGAUCGGGAGGUCAGGCUCGCUGACUUGGUUGAUGCAUGUCAUCAUAUCCCAAUUGUGUGGAUCGAUGUUCACGAUGUCAAUGACUGGAUUGUCUGGUCCAGGCUUGAUUAUUUACAUACUGCCGUCAUAUAGCUGGAACAUUGCUGAGUGCGGCAACAAACAAACAAAUAAACAAAUUUAGCAACUCAUGUAUCCAUGGAGUUAUACUGCAUCAUCAUUAAACAAUAUAUCACGUGACUGACCACAGUUCCGGGCAGUCCAGUGGGUAUCUGGGCCCUACUCAGGACUCACCCACCGUGUACCCGAGUUACCCAUCCCAGCCCUAGAGGAAGCUGUUAUGGUCUGAGAGUGUGGAGUCCUACACAAGACCUGCUGGUAUGAUGAUAUGUAAGGGCAGGAAAUCAAUGCCAGACCUUUCUGAACGUUUUGUGUCCAAUGUAAAUUCAAGUUAUUUGCAGUGUAUGGACACCCAUCUCAAUCAUGUC
Molecule: messenger RNA, 9167 nt
Organism: Haliotis rufescens (red abalone)
Lineage: Eukaryota; Metazoa; Mollusca; Gastropoda; Lepetellida; Haliotidae
Product: calponin homology domain-containing protein DDB_G0272472-like
Exons: 16
Coding region: 1016-3253 (745 amino acids)
Biological process (GO): integrin-mediated signaling pathway; T cell receptor signaling pathway; protein localization to plasma membrane
Cellular component (GO): plasma membrane
Molecular function (GO): protein binding
Source: RefSeq, a predicted model, not a curated record